Fusarium mangiferae is the source of this 4668-nucleotide messenger RNA. RefSeq lists its product as uncharacterized. Gene Ontology annotation, biological process: fatty acid biosynthetic process; secondary metabolite biosynthetic process. The transcript is spliced from 6 exons. Gene Ontology annotation, molecular function: fatty acid synthase activity; oxidoreductase activity. The record is from RefSeq and is a predicted model, not a curated record. NCBI's taxonomy places the organism in Eukaryota, Fungi, Ascomycota, Sordariomycetes, Hypocreales, Nectriaceae. The coding region runs from base 1 to 4668 and encodes 1555 amino acids.
AUGGUAUUUAGUGGUCAGGGUGCUGCUUGGCCCCAGCUUGGACGAGAGCUACUCCUGUCAAACAGCGUAUUCUCCGGUACUAUCAAGGCGCUACAGGAGCAUCUUGGAACGCUCGGCUCUGCUUCACCAACGUGGUCCCUCUCCGAGGAGAUUCUCCAACCAGCCCGAACCAGCAGAAUCUACGAAGCUGAAUUCUCUCAACCGCUGUGCACAGCGUUGCAGAUCGCCCUCAUUGACACAUUUGCCUCGGUCGGGGUGAAGCCUGAUGCUGCUGUUGGUCACUCUAGUGGCGAGAUUGCUGCGGCUUACGCUGCUGGGGCUUUGAUGGCGAGGGAGGCCAUCAUCAUUGCCUUCUUCUGUGGUUCAACAACCGCUGAGCAGAAGAACCUACAGGGCGGGAUGGCUGCUGUUGGUCUUGUAUGGGCAGAGGCAGAGAAGCAUCUCAAGCCUGGUGUAGUGAUCUCUUGUGACAACUCGCCCACUAACGUCACCAUUUCUGGCGAUAUUGAGCCUCUGCAAGCUGUAGUGGCCGAGGUGAAGGAAGCUCACCCAGGAAUCCCCGCCACUACUCUCAAGGUCGACAAUGCUUAUCAUUCUCAUCACAUGCUGGGUGCUGGCGGUAUUUACCAUGAAGCCCUCGUUGAUUCGGGAGUUGUUGGAAAAGCACCUCAGAUCCCUUUCUUUUCCAGCGUGACUGGUAAACGCCUCUCAGGGACAGAAAAGGCGAACCAACUUGGCCCGAAGUACUGGCAGACGAACUUGGAACGACCUGUAUUGUUCCGAUCUGCCGUGUCUUCAAUCAUAUCGGCCUCUGAGCCAAAUCAUCACCAAGUCUUUUUGGAGCUUGGCCCUCACUCUGCUCUCGCUGGGCCCCUGAGGCAAAUUCUGACCGACAAAGCAAGCAAGGCUUCGUAUAUCCCAUCCCUAGUCAGAAAGCAAGACAGCGUCAAGAACUUCCUACAGGCCAUUGGAAAGCUCUACACUUUGCAUAUGGAUGUUGACUUGAAGUCGUUGUUUCCCAGCGGUUCUUGCGUCGCUGGCCUGCCUUGCUACCCCUGGAAUCACCAGAAUCGUCUCUUCUUCGAGUCACGCUUGGCCAAAGAAUGGCGAGAGCGAGAGUUCCCUGACCACAACCUUCUGGGAAUAAGGAGUCAUGAGAGCACCAGCCUUGAACCAUCUUGGAGAAACCUCAUCCAGGUGUCACGAACCCCCUGGAUCGCUGAUCACAAGAUCGGCGAGACGAUAGUCUUCCCCUUUGCGGGAUACAUCGCUAUCGAAUCUGAGGCCUGCAGACAAAUCACUGACAUCCAAGAAGGAGUUAGCCUGCGAAGCGUCAAGGUCCACGCGGCCUUGGUCAUUGAGGAAGAUGACAGUGAGUGGUGGGAGUUCUCCGUCAGUUCGCACAAUGGCCACGUAUGGAUCAAGCAUUGUUGGGGACAGGUAAAGGGAGAGCAAAAUCCUUUCCCCGAGAAAGAGGCUAUCAAGAAAAGCGACGAGGUGCUGCCACGAGAGGUCAAUGCUUCCAAGUGGUAUGAAGUAGUUUCUGAAGAGGGACUCACAUAUGGACCUACCUUGAACACCAUGGAAAGCAUCAGAACAUCGACAAAGCCACCCCACCAAGCCUUAACUACUAUAAAGAACGGCGAGAACCGAUGGGAGGAUGCUUUAGAAUAUCACAUGCACCCUAUUGUGCUCGACACCUUCUAUCAACUUGUGAGUUGUAAAUCCACGCUUGGAAUCCGCCGUGCCUACCGACGACUCGUUGCCUUGAGCAUUGAGUUCAUGACUAUGGCUCGAUGUACUGAUGAGAGAGUGAGCACCGAGGUGUCGUCAGAGCUUGGUCAGGACCUUGUCGGUAGCGGCACCGUAUUUUCAGGAUCGAAGCCCGUCAUGCGAGUCAUCAACUGUCAUUCUUCAUUCUUUGAAAAAGGAGACGUAGGCGACAAUGCCAAGGUUCCCAUCACGGCGCGAUGUGAGUGGGUGCCAGACAUAGAUUUCAAGUCGCUUGGUGAUCUUGUGAAGUGUCCUGAGGAUACUGAGGACUCAUUCAACAACUUGACGGAGCUUUCCAAGAUAUUGAUCGCCCAGGCCCAUCGAUUGGCUGCCAGUGCUGAUGUUCAAGUUCCGCAUCUCAUGAAGUACAAGAACUGGCUCGACAAAGUCAUGGACCCGAGCCUUGCAGCUUCUGACGAUGCGGACCUAGCCAACAUGUCCAAGUCUCUUUCUCAGAAGAUCCAAGACAACGGGACGUCACCAGCGAGACUUUCCGCGGAAGCCAUGAUAGCGACCUAUAACAAGCUUCAUGAUCUUCUGAGUCAACAAGAGGCUGAAGUCACCGAGCUCGACUCUCUUUCACCACUUGAAAUGGUGUCUCAGCCAGAUAUUUCCGACUUCCUCCUUCAUCUCGGCAACAAAAAGCCUACACUUAGAGUCCUUGACUUCUACUCGGGAUCUAUCGAGACAACCACCAAGGCUAUCGAGGCUCUGACUCGCAAUGAUGGUACCCGUCUGUUCUCCAAGUACAUCAUCGCCACGCCUUUGCUAGGCAUGCCCGAGGCUUCAAGCGAACACUUCAAGAAAUUAGUUCCUGACAUUGAAUUCACGACUCUUGAUCUCAGCCAGAGCCUAGCUGAUCAAGGAUUCGAUGAUCGACAGUUCGACCUCAUUAUUGCCCCAGGAGCCGUUAGCUCGGCCAGGAACGCGGACAAGUCCCUUGAGAACCUUCGAAACUUGCUGAGCCCUACCGGAAGGCUUGUACUCCAGGAACCUCGACCUGAUUCAUUAUGGGUGCCGUUCGUUCUCGGAAUCACUCAAGGGUGGUGGUCACACGAGGACCAACGUAUUGAAGGGUCCAUCAUGGAAUCGGAAACACUCCAAAGACUCUUAGAAACAUUCAAAUUUACCGAUGUGGAACGGCUGAGUCUUGCUCCUUGGGCUGCUACUGUUGUAGUGGCCAGACGGGAGCCCAAGAACACGCCUACAAAGAGCUUGAAACUCAAGGCUACACUGUCGAUCGCUGCUUUUUGGACCAGACUCCUCCCCUUGGUCAGGACAUUGUGGCUGUUCUCGAUGAGCAAGGCCCAUUUAUUCGAGAGUAUCAACGGCAACGGGUUCACACAGCUCAAGGCAUUUAUCAACAGUGUCCAGAACCCCAAUGGUCUUCUUUGGGUAACACGCCCGUCGAGUGUUGAGUGUCAGGAUCCCAGAUUCGCUCAGACCAUUGGGUUCACUCGCAAUCUUCGCAACGAAACAUCUACGGAUAUCGCUGUGUGCGAGGUCGACAACAUCACAGCACCUGAGAACCUGGCAACUCUGGUCAAGGUCUUGACCCAGUUCCAGACCAGGAGUCAGGAUGGUGUUCUUGGUCCCGACUUGGAGUAUGUCAUUAGUAGCGGUGAGUUUCUGGUGAAUCGAAUCUUCCCGGCCGCGCUGGAUAAGGAAUUGGAGGACAAGAUGAGUGAGAGCGAGGCAUACAUCACAAUGACGCAGCCGGGUCGUUUGGAGAGCUUGGUUUGGGCAUCACAGCCUGCAACUGAUUUCAAGGAUAACGAGAUCGAGGUUGAAGUAUAUGCCAGUGGCCUCAAUUUCCGCUACGUCUUGGUUGCCAUGGGAGUCAUCCCACCGCCCAAGAGUCUCAAGUUUGGCUACGAAGCAGCCGGCGUUGUUCGAAGGGUUGGCUCCAACGUCACCAAGUUUCGUCCCGGUGAUCGCACUGUCUUUGUGGGAGAGGAUACUUUCAGUACUGUUGUGAGUGUGCCUGAACUUCUUGCUCAAAAGCUGCCCGACGACAUCAGCUUUGUUGAAGCCUCGACCAUCCCUCCUGUCUUCUUGACUGCUGUCUAUGGCCUUAUUGAUCUGGGACGCCUUACCAGAGGCCAGUCUGUUCUCAUUCACAGUGGUUGUGGCGGUAUAGGACUUGCUACUAUCCAGGUGGCCCGUAUGCUGGGCGCCGAGAUUUGCACAACAGUGGGCAGUAAGGCCAAGGUUGAGUACUUGAACAAGACAUACGACAUCCCGAGAAGCCACAUAUUUAACUCCAGGGAAGCUUCAUUUGCCACAGACCUGCUACGAGAGACUGGAGGUAAAGGUGUUGAUGUCGCCCUGAACUCGCUGAGCGGAGAACUUCUGCAUGCCACAUGGAAGUGCGUCGCCAAAUGGGGCACCAUGGUUGAGAUUGGUAAGAGGGAUCUUCUCGAGAAUGCUCAACUCGACAUGAGUCCUUUCUUGCAAAACCGCAACUAUUGCUGCCUCGAUGUCGAUCAAAUGAGAGCUGAUCUUCUCUCCUUCAUUAUGAACUGCUUCUCCAACCGCAUUCUCCAACCGAUCCGGGUCGACCAGGUAUUCCCUGGCUCUGCGGUCCUUGAUGCCUUCAGACACAUGCAGCAAGGCAAACACAUGGGCAAGAUUGUUCUUGAGAUCCGAGAUGCUGCCGGAAAGCCUUUGACUGGCCCUGUUCAGGCCACUAGGAAACCCGAUCUCCAACUUGACGGAAGCGCAACAUAUCUGCUUGUUGGUGGCCUGGGUGGUUUAGGUCGCGCCCUUUCCGUCUGGAUGGUCGAAAGAGGCGCCCGCAACUUGGUCUUCCUGUCUCGUAGCGCCGGAGCCAGCACUCAACAUGACAAGUUCAAGCAAGAGAUCGAGCAUGGGAACGUUGGAGGCAUUGGGUAA